Messenger RNA from Lathyrus sativus (Indian pea), 480 nucleotides. The record is from the annotation of a GenBank genome assembly. Lineage: Eukaryota; Viridiplantae; Streptophyta; Magnoliopsida; Fabales; Fabaceae.
AUGACCAAUCUAGCACCUAUCCAACAAAAUAAUUUUGAAUUCCCAUUCGCUAAAAGGUGGUAUUCGCUUGGAAUGAAUUAUGACAACUGUCCACAUUACAGUAUCACGCAGUACAGAAAUCCUAUUGAUCACUUGGGUCAAGAUGAUUUCAUUUGGCGGCCGUAUCUUGGUCUAGAAGCCUUUCAUGAAGUUGAACGACAAGACUCUGCGGUGUGGAGUGCAAAGGUGCCGAUUAUGAACUUCACCACCGUGGAAAUGCACAACAGUGAUCGUGUGAAACUUCAAUUUGGAAUGCUUCAAGCUAUUACAUGUCCGCCAAAGUGCAUCCCCGACAAAUAUCACACCGGUAAAGUCUCCGACCAAUGGGAAUAUAAUCCGUGGACCAAGUAUGCAAAACAUGAGUGUCGUGAAUGGAGGCAUCGCAACAACUAUGUUUUGUCCGACAUUGUGUUUCCAUACGAGAUGAAACAAUCAAUAUAA